AUGGCUCAUGUGAAUCGCUUUUAUGAAAUCCCAAUGUCCAAGUCCAUGAGAGGUCUGUGCAAAGAGGAGGACUACACAUUUUUGGGCAACUCCAGAAACUUCUGCAAAGAGCCCACAUCUGCCUCACAGGAGGAGGAGUGGGAUUCCCGUCGGGAGGAUAGGCUUCGCAGACAAAUGCAGAGAGAAGAGAAGGAAAGAGAGCGAUUGAGACAAAUUGAGGAAAGCAGGAAGGAGAAGGAAGAGCGCUGGAGACAUCACGUCGCAAAACUCACCUCCAGUCAAGAGAAAACACUGCAGCAAAGACUGGACAGGAUCAGGACAUUUAGGAUUACUGACAAAACAAGUUAG
Molecule: messenger RNA, 348 nt
Organism: Knipowitschia caucasica
Lineage: Eukaryota; Metazoa; Chordata; Actinopteri; Gobiiformes; Gobiidae
Source: the annotation of a GenBank genome assembly